This is a messenger RNA of Sordaria macrospora k-hell, 1377 nucleotides long. Its product is annotated as carboxylesterase-mitochondrial 37S ribosomal protein YmS2. Gene Ontology annotation, molecular function: protein methylesterase activity. Gene Ontology annotation, biological process: protein demethylation. NCBI's taxonomy places the organism in Eukaryota, Fungi, Ascomycota, Sordariomycetes, Sordariales, Sordariaceae. The record is from RefSeq and is a predicted model, not a curated record.
AUGAGUGAGCUUCAAAAGAAGUGGGCAAAGGCGAGGCUCGGUAGCCAGGCGUUAGGACAGCCACCAGCAGAGAUACCGACAGCAACGACGAUGCCAGUGCCCGAGUUCAAUGAGGCGGACGAAGACAGAGAAGUGGCGGGCCCCAGUCCAGGCGGAUUUCCCUUUGACGACGACUCCUCAUCAGCGUCUUCUGUGUCAUCGACAGGAACCGUGAUCCCUUCUCCUGGAAGGGCUCUAUUUGCACGGCCGCAAGGGUUUGCAAGUCGGUCCAUGGACCCAAUCCCUUGGACAACUUACUUUGAACGAGAACUCUUUCUUAAGGAAGAAGCUACAUCCGACGGUCAAAGUAACGACAAAUCACAGAAAGUUACCCAUCACGCUUACCUCACCUCCCCAGUUGGCAAAGGUCCCCUCUUCGUCGCCCACCAUGGCGCCGGUUCCUCCGGCCUCUCCUUCGCUGUUCUCAGCGCCGAGAUUCGUAAACGUCUACCCAACGCCGGCAUCCUCUCACUCGACGCACGCGGUCAUGGCUCAACAACAAUCACCACCACCACCCCUUCCCCAGAAGGAGGAGAAACUGCAAAGGAUCAAGCAUCACCACCACCACCACCACCACCACCACCACUAGACCUCAGCCUUUCCACCCUCGCUACUGACCUCUUCACCGUCAUCCAGCUCACAAAGACCACCAUGCACUGGCCCGAACUCCCGCCCAUAAUUCUCGUGGGGCACUCCCUCGGCGGCGCCGUCGUCACCGAGCUCGCCAAAUCCUACCGUCUCGGCCCCUCGCUCCUCGGCUACGCCGUGCUAGACGUAGUCGAAGGCAGCGCCAUGGACGCCCUCCAAAGCAUGCAAACCUACCUCUCCACGCGUCCCACCGGGUUCGCGACCCUAAAAGACGGAAUCGAGUGGCACGUGCGAUCACGGACGAUUCGGAACUCGACGUCAGCCAGAACAAGCGUGCCCGGACUUUUGGCACCCCUGGAAGAGUUGCAGAGGCAGCAGCUGCAUCAGCCGAGAGGGGUGGCGGGGACGGAGGGGACGGCGAAGCCGUGGCGGUGGAAGACGGAUCUGGCGGCCACGCAGCCGUUUUGGGAGGAGUGGUUUAAGGGGCUGAGCAAGAAGUUUUUGGAGGCGAAGGGGGGCAAGAUGUUGUUGCUUGCGGGGACGGAUCGGUUGGAUACGGAGUUGACUAUUGGGCAGAUGCAAGGUAAAUACGCUUUGCAAGUAUUCCCCGAAGCAGGACACUUCAUUCACGAAGACUUGCCGGAGAAGACGGCGAUUGCGCUUGUGGACUUCCAUAGGCGCAAUGAUAGGAGUCAGCUGGUGCUCCCACCCAAGGUAUCGGAUCUGUUAGCUCAGGGAAAGAGAGUAUAG